Messenger RNA from Saccharomycopsis crataegensis, 1503 nucleotides. RefSeq lists its product as uncharacterized. The record is from RefSeq and is a predicted model, not a curated record. Bases 1 to 1503 code for a protein of 500 amino acids. Gene Ontology annotation, molecular function: NADH pyrophosphatase activity. The transcript has a single exon. Gene Ontology annotation, biological process: NAD+ catabolic process; NADP+ catabolic process. Lineage: Eukaryota; Fungi; Ascomycota; Saccharomycetes; Ascoideales; Saccharomycopsidaceae. Gene Ontology annotation, cellular component: cytosol; peroxisome.
AUGCGAGGAUUAGAUCAUAUGAAAAGGGCCUUACUGAGACCGAAUAUCCUUGAAUCAUGCUUGUCUUCGGCCAUGAUUCCAAUCUCACAGCAUCGGUACCCAAGAAAUGAAGUAUCCAUGCAUACUGAUUCGAUGAAACAGAACCCUUCGAAGCACAUCUUCUUUGGAAAUGUAUCACUUAAUAGGUUUUCAUUCCUAAGAUCAAACAGUGAAUUCAUUGGCCUUGCUGUUAGGUCUUCUUACACUAGAUUGAUAUUCUUGAACAAUCAUCAACCAUUGUGCUUCUAUGAGCGUGAAAACAGUUUUCCAUCGUUAAAGUUAUUAAAAGUGUCUAUGCUGGAAGUGUCUAAUGGUUUGCGAGACUAUUUGUAUCGGUGGACAGAAUCAAACAAAAGGCAGGACGAAUCACUAUGGGAUUUCCCGGCAAUUACAUUUCUUGGUAUGGACAAAAAGAUCGGGGGACUUGAAUUCAACAGUAACAUAAUAGAUAAUACCAACACAAACCAAAACUUCGACAGCAUUGAAAAUUCCAAAGUGAAUGAUGGGUUAUUCCACUACCAGUCUUAUUCCGGGGUUCCAUGCUUUGCUAUAGACAUCUCCAAUAAUCAAUUUCUACAAGAUGAGAUUGUCAAAAUAAUCGACGACAAAACGGGACAUCCUGUUAACAAUGAAAACCUCAUGAAUAAAGCAGACUUGCUAAAUCUCGAUACUGUGAAUGGGCCAACUACUUCAACCUUCAUUGAUCAUUUGAUGUAUCUUCCCAACAGCGAGGCUUCAGUGUUUUCACAAAGUGCAAUGUACAUCGACUGGCUUACAAAAAACAAGUAUUGUUCUGGAUGUGGCUCUAAAAAUUUAAUUGUCAACGGAGGCACCCAAUUAAAAUGCUCAUCUCAUCUUCCAGAAACACCAAUUGAUUCCAAGACUUGUGUGGUGGCAUCCAGCUCAAGGUGCAAUGUCGCGCAUCCUCGGACUGAUGUUGCGGUGAUUUCAUCGGUAACUGAUACUAAUGGGUCCAAGAUUUUAUUGGUGAACAACAAAAGAUAUCCCGUGGGAAACAUGUAUAGUUGUGUUGCAGGAUUCCUCGAGCCUUCAGAGACCAUUGAAGCGUGUGUCACUCGCGAAAUUUGGGAAGAAACAAACGUAGUAAUUGAGAACCAUAAUCCAGGAGAUAUUAAAAUCUUGUUGAGUCAACCUUGGCCGUACCCUGCCACCUUAAUGAUUGGAUGCUGUGGAAUUACAAAUUUCAAUGAGAAGAACGAAGUCAUAGGAUUGGAGCAUGACAAUGAAUUGAAUGAUGCAAAAUGGUUUGAUAUUGACUAUAUAAAAGAAGUAAUCAUGGAAAAUGAGAGAAUUGAUAAUUUAUUGAUCGAGGCGUUGAAGCUAGGCAAAAAGAAGGAUAUUGAGCUUCUACGAGGUGAAAAGGCUAAUAUUUUGAAGAAAGAAGUUGUCCUUCCAAACAAGAAUACCAUUGCUUUGGAGUUGAUCAAGAGAAUCGUGCUCUAG